AUGUUUCGCUUUUUCUCAUCCGACGGCCCAAAACCUGAUGAAAAGGCGAUUGAUAUUGAGAAAUAUCGCGCUUGUCAUCGUCAAUUGUGUCAGAGUCAGCAGCCAAGUGUAAUGUGUGAUACGCAUGCUGGAACGUUGAACGUCGAGGAUGAGCGUGCCCGUAAGAUUCCAGCCAAGUGGCGCCAAGAACAACGACAACAGCAACAGCACACACAGGUUCCAAUGAACAAUCAGCUUGACGUAGAGGUGCCCAUGAGCUUUAAUGCUUUUGACUUUUUAACGUCAUCUGAAGCCUUUUACGAGACGAAACAACAACAACAGCAACAAAUAGAAAACAAAGCUCCGUCGUCUUGCCAGGAUAAUCAGCAGUUUUCUGAAGAACAACAGAUCAGUGAGCGUCCCAGUAGUAAAGGCAGUUUGUGGGAAAGAAGAGUGUUUGCUUGUGACACGAAUGAAAGUAUCCGACAAGUACCGACACUAGGUCAAGAUGCUUUAUGGGAAAGUCCGAUGCACUAUGAUACAAAAGAUGCACAGCAACAAGCACUUUACUUCCAACCACAAUACUACGCGUGA
Messenger RNA from Peronospora belbahrii, 573 nucleotides. NCBI's taxonomy places the organism in Eukaryota, Oomycota, Peronosporomycetes, Peronosporales, Peronosporaceae. The record is from the annotation of a GenBank genome assembly.